GGAUUAUUUCAUAAACCAAAUACAAAUCUCCUUCCUUAUUUCCUGCUACCCGUCCGUCCGUCCCUCCUCCGUCGUCUCCGACGGCGACUGUCACGGCACCUCCGCCACCCACCCUUCAUACCUACAGUACUCCUCCUUCCUCGCUCUACAUAAACAUAUAAUCAUCUGCAGAACCUACUUCUCUACAGUUGGUUGUUUUCAAUGACCAAACCGGACGGCAUCCCCAAAGACACAGGCGCAGACGACAAAGACGCCUCCCCAUGGGGCACCUGGGAGGACCUCCUCCUCGCCUUCGCCGUCAACCGCCACGGCCCCCACGCCUGGGACUCCAUUGCCUCCGAGCUUCACAAACGGAAUCUCUCCCUCACCCCCCAUACUUGUAGCCUCAAGUACCUCGACCUCCAGCGCCGAUUUCUCCACGAUUCCAAACUCCCCCACGCUCACCCUCUUUUUCUCGACCACCUCCGCAAAUUAAGAGUCGCCGAACUCCGCCGUGAACUCCAGCGUUACGACCUUAACAUCGAGUUUAGUCUGUACAGGUCGUUGGAGCUGAAGAUGAGAAGAAUGGAAGAGGAGCGGGAGAGAAGCUUGAGGGGAGAGACAUACGAGGCAGAUCUAAAGGACGGCGAAGGGGAAACGGAUGCCGAUCCGGUUUCCGCCGCGCCGGCGGAAGACGGAGAUCCGAUCGCCGGCGAGGGAAUCGAAAAGGAUCAACUGUCGGUGAACGAAUCGAACUCUACAGAUCCGGAGUCAGAGAAGUUGAGAGCCACCGAGAAAGAAUCGGAACCGGAACGGACGGCCGGAGAAGACGCCGGAGAAGAUAAAACCGGGCGAACGAGCGAGGUGAAGUCCGAACCGGACCGGAAACCGGUUCGAGAAGACUCCUGCAACGGGAGCUCGAAUAGCAUAGAGAAGUCGGACCGCCGUAAAGCCGAAGCCGAGCCGAGCAGAGGGGAGGCCGGCGGGCCGGUUGAGUCGGAGGCGGAGGGCGGAGGCGGAGAGGCCAUGAAAGAGAACUCGGACGUGCAGAGCUCGGCGAGCAGAUCGAGGAAGGAGGUCGAGGAAGGGGAAGAGGGGAGUGAUAAGGUGCGGCGCGGGUGCACCAGUGGCGAUGAUCAAUCUCGAUCUCGAGCCGCAAAAGAUUCGCCGAUUGAAUCACAGCCGUUGAUUGGGUUUCUGCAGGCCAUACGGGCGCACAAAUUCGGCUCUGUUUUUGAGCGGCGCCUUCGCAGCCAGGAAAGCUCCAAAUAUCAGAAGUUGAUUCUGCAGCACAGAGAUCUUGGAAUGAUUGAAGCAAGGCUGAAGGAGGGGUUAUAUUCAGAUUCGGUCAAGUUCUUCCGGGAUCUUUUGUUACUAGUGAAUAAUGCUCUUGUAUUCUUCAGCAAGAAUUCUGCAGAGGCCAGUGCUGCCUCUGAGAUCAGAUGGCUCAUAUCCAAAGAGAUUUCUGAAUCACGUAAACAACAUGCCAAAUCAGAGUCCUCAUCUUGGAAACAUGUUUCGUUGCAAUCUCUAUCAACGGCAUCUAAGAAAGAAGAAGAAUUAGAAGAAGAACGUGAGCCGUCCCGCUCCUUAAUGUUGCAGCCAUUGAUGGUGUCUCGCAAGCGCAGUUCAAUUACAGCAAAAGCAUCAGCAUCAGCAUCAGCAUCAGCUGACAACAAAACAAAAGAGAAAGAAUUGGGCGAGGAGGAGAAGGGUGAGAAGCUGCAAAACUCUCAGAGCACUGCAGAGGAGCCUAAGAUCACCAAGAAGAGAACAAGAGAUAGAAUCUCUUCAGUUUCCGCGAGCGCAAAGAAAAAGGGCAAGAGCAGCCAGUCCAGCAAAAGUAGAGCGACGCAAUCGGGUAAACAGUCCAGCAAAAGUAGAGCGACGCAAUCGGGUAAACAGUCGUCUUCCCAGCAGCAGGAGGAAGAAGAAGAGGAGGCAGAGGCCCAGGCAAAGAAGAAUCAGGCAUCAUCGGACUCGAAGAAACGCGGAGCAGCAAACUUCUUAAACAGAAUGAAGCAAGGGUCUCCCUCCAACAACAACAACAGUGUGUUGUUAGAUGCCCUAAAGAACAUGCCAUUGACAAGCGAAAGCAGCUGUGCUGCUGUCAAAGGAUCAGGAUCGAAACAAGAAGCCGAGAAUGCGAAGAAAGGAGCAAGGAGAAGUAGAGGAGGAGAAACAAAGACAGGCCAGGACCAGGAAAAGGAAAAUGGUAGCCCCGGAAAGAGGAAUGUUGGUAGGCCGCCGAAACGAGCAGCCGGAAAACGGAGCCGGGAGGAGGCCACUCCUGAAACAGAAACCACUCCACCACCACCACAGCCUAAGAAAAGAGCAAGGAAGUUAAAGCUGUGA
This is a messenger RNA of Andrographis paniculata, 2334 nucleotides long. RefSeq lists its product as uncharacterized. Gene Ontology annotation, molecular function: protein binding. The record is from RefSeq and is a predicted model, not a curated record. The coding region runs from base 202 to 2334 and encodes 710 amino acids. NCBI's taxonomy places the organism in Eukaryota, Viridiplantae, Streptophyta, Magnoliopsida, Lamiales, Acanthaceae. The transcript is spliced from 3 exons.